UACCAACUAAACAUUCAUAGUAUACGAUACACUGCUGAAACUGUUAACUUCAUUCUUUAACAUGUGUCAACAUAGUCUUUAAUAACCUACUCCACUAAAAAAAAAUAUCGGAUUCUUGCUCUCACAAUUAAAUUUCGUAACAUUUUAUCUUGCUUUUAAGCGUUUUUAUUGUUACUAUUUGUUGGGCUAGUCAGAGCUGGCUGGAUGAUAAAUACAUAAUCAGCAGUUAGGAAUUGGCAAGGAGCUGCAAGUUCUAUCCGUUAGGAUUAGAGGUUAAGUGAUGUGUGACAUAACCAUGUAGAAACAAGGAAUAGUCGUAAUGUGUUCAUAACAAAGUUUGAGCAGAUCGGGCGCACAAGUUGAAGUAAUUAUUCCCUUUUCUCACUGUUGUGUACCAGAAUACGCCAGACAGCUCAUUGUUCAUAACAAGCCAUUGUAUGAAUUGAAAAUAUUAAGUAUUUAUGUAAAAUAUACAUUUCGAAUUUUUAUUUUUUAAUUAAAACAACUCUUCUUUGGCCAGACAGUAAAAUUAGGUCAUUCUGUGGAUGUGUUAUUCCAUUUCAUCCAUGAGGAAUACUGGCAGAAUUUAACAGAGAAGGGAAAUAUGUCACAUUGGAGAACUCAUAAGCUUCUUACCACUUCACUUCAUGCUAUCUCUGUGACAGCUGAGUUUAGGUUGCUUUUUUUUCUCCAAGCAAAGCAAACUGUGUAGCAGAUUAGACAAGUUACCAGCAUAUAUUAAUGAACAGAAGAAUGGACUAGAAAUUGCAUAUCCAGUUUGAUAUAUUUCUCAAAUUUGACAUGGAGGUAAUAAAAGUGGAACCAGACAUAGACAGAGAAGCACUGUUGUUGGUUUCUCACAGUGCAAUUUCACAGCUUGCUAUAAAAGAAGAAGAUCAGUCAGGUGCAUUCACUUAUGUUUCAGUAGAGCCUGAAAAUAAGAUUCAUCAAGAGGAUGACGUAGGACUUCAGCAGAUUAGUACUGAUAAAACCAUACAGGGAUGUGUGGAGCCGUGUCACAAUUUACGUGCUGACUAUAGGAGUCCACAAAUGGAAUCUACUGCAAGUAACAAUACAAUGGCUUCAAGAACAGAAUACAAGUUUAGGGGCAGAUUCAAGAAACAGAAAUUUGUUACAGAUGUUCAUACUUCCAACUGUACUAAAUGUGGUGUUGUGUUCAAGGUUUCUAAAGCAUUGACAAGCAAUGACGUUAAAUCUGUGGUCUGUAAAAACUGUAAUGUCAAAGAAACUCCAGAACCUAUAAAUCUUGCAGAUAACAUAGAGCAGCUUCAAACAUGUGAUACAGGAUCAACCUUUAAUGGCAACAGGAAAGAACACCCUCAAAAUAGUACUGAAGGUAAACCACAUAUGUGCCACGAGUGUGGAAAACGUUUCACACGAUCCUGGGCUCUAAAAAAACAUUACUGUUUGCAAGAGAAACCAUACGUAUGUGAAGUAUGUGGAAAACAAUUCACACAAUCUCGUAAUUUAUUGGUGCACUCUCGUUCACAUACUGGCGAAAAGCCUUUUGUUUGUACCAUAUGCAGCAGAGGUUUCUCAUAUUCUGGCGACUUAAAAAUACACAUCCGUAUACACACCGGGGAGAAACCGCAUGUUUGCGAUGUUUGUAAGAAGGCAUUUUCAAAGCAAGGGAAGUUAAAAAUUCACUAUCGUAUACAUACAGGGGAGAAACCAUACGUGUGCAAUAUAUGUAAAAAAGGAUUUUCAGAAUCGCAGGUUCUCAAAAGACACUACCACACCCACACUGGGGAGAAACCUCACGAAUGUCCAAUAUGUAAAAAGGGUUUCACGAAACCGGGGAAACUAAAAAUUCAUUACCGCAUUCAUACAGGAGAGAAACCGUAUGUUUGCAAUGUUUGUAAUAAAGGGUUUAAUGAGUCCCAGGUUUUGAAAAAACAUCAUCGUAUACACACUGGUGAGAAACCAUAUAAGUGUACAGUGUGCGAAAAGAAGUUCAACGAUACACAGGUAUUAAAGGAACAUUAUCGUACUCAUACUGGAGAGAAGCCGUACGUCUGCAGUAUUUGUAUGAAAUCCUUUGCUUUCUCAAAAUCCUUGAAGAAACAUUCUCAAAUCCAUACUGGACAUCCCAUAACAAAUUAUGUUUCAGUAGAGCCUGAAAAUAAGAUUCAUCAAGAGGAUGACGUAGGACUUCAGCAGAUUAGUACUGAUAAAACCAUACAGGGAUGUGUGGAGCCGUGUCACAAUUUACGUGCUGACUAUAGGAGUCCACAAAUGGAAUCUACUGCAAGUAACAAUACAAUGGCUUCAAGAACAGAAUACAAGUUUAGGGGCAGAUUCAAGAAACAGAAAUUUGUUACAGAUGUUCAUACUUCCAACUGUACUAAAUGUGGUGUUGUGUUCAAGGUUUCUAAAGCAUUGACAAGCAAUGACGUUAAAUCUGUGGUCUGUAAAAACUGUAAUGUCAAAGAAACUCCAGAACCUAUAAAUCUUGCAGAUAACAUAGAGCAGCUUCAAACAUGUGAUACAGGAUCAACCUUUAAUGGCAACAGGAAAGAACACCCUCAAAAUAGUACUGAAGGUAAACCACAUAUGUGCCACGAGUGUGGAAAACGUUUCACACGAUCCUGGGCUCUAAAAAAACAUUACUGUUUGCAAGAGAAACCAUACGUAUGUGAAGUAUGUGGAAAACAAUUCACACAAUCUCGUAAUUUAUUGGUGCACUCUCGUUCACAUACUGGCGAAAAGCCUUUUGUUUGUACCAUAUGCAGCAGAGGUUUCUCAUAUUCUGGCGACUUAAAAAUACACAUCCGUAUACACACCGGGGAGAAACCGCAUGUUUGCGAUGUUUGUAAGAAGGCAUUUUCAAAGCAAGGGAAGUUAAAAAUUCACUAUCGUAUACAUACAGGGGAGAAACCAUACGUGUGCAAUAUAUGUAAAAAAGGAUUUUCAGAAUCGCAGGUUCUCAAAAGACACUACCACACCCACACUGGGGAGAAACCUCACGAAUGUCCAAUAUGUAAAAAGGGUUUCACGAAACCGGGGAAACUAAAAAUUCAUUACCGCAUUCAUACAGGAGAGAAACCGUAUGUUUGCAAUGUUUGUAAUAAAGGGUUUAAUGAGUCCCAGGUUUUGAAAAAACAUCAUCGUAUACACACUGGUGAGAAACCAUAUAAGUGUACAGUGUGCGAAAAGAAGUUCAACGAUACACAGGUAUUAAAGGAACAUUAUCGUACUCAUACUGGAGAGAAGCCGUACGUCUGCAGUAUUUGUAUGAAAUCCUUUGCUUUCUCAAAAUCCUUGAAGAAACAUUCUCAAAUCCAUACUGGACAUCCCAUAACAAAUCACUGAAUUUUAUUAAAUUCUAGAAAUUUUGAACUUUCUGCUUCAUCAUUGGAUAACAAGAAAAAGUGACAAAAUUGCUUCUCAAGAAAAUAUCUAGUAUAUUACAAAUUCUGUUGUGUUUGUAAGUGUAUGUUGACAUUUUACCAAUAUGAAGACAGUCUUUGGAAUUUUUUUUUCAUAUAUGAAGUGUGCAGUCCAAAUAGUGAAAUGUUACUCUAAAACUACACAAUGUGUUCUUACAUACUGAAUUACACGAUGUGAAAAUCAG
Molecule: messenger RNA, 3595 nt
Organism: Zootermopsis nevadensis
Lineage: Eukaryota; Metazoa; Arthropoda; Insecta; Blattodea; Termopsidae
Source: RefSeq, a predicted model, not a curated record